Messenger RNA from Nerophis lumbriciformis (worm pipefish), 1242 nucleotides. Lineage: Eukaryota; Metazoa; Chordata; Actinopteri; Syngnathiformes; Syngnathidae. The record is from RefSeq and is a predicted model, not a curated record.
AUGGCGGACGACGGUCGCAGGGGCUGGGAAGAGGACGAACGCGGCCCGGGAGCUGCUCACCACGGCUUCGUGCUCAUGGCGGCGCUUAUGGAGAAGCUGAAAAUCUUAAAUUGCGACCAAGAGCUGCUGGAAAAGCACAACAUGAAGCCUCUCUCCAGACAUUAUUUCGUGUCCAGCCCUUACCUCGCGGCCAAUUCGGGCGAGCAGUUCUACUUGUUCGCCAUCACGGCCGCCUGGCUCAUCAACGCGGCGGGCGGAAGCUUCGGCAAACCCCGGGAAGACGACGAGCCCACCGCCACCGUCUCCAACAUCCUGGCUGAGCUCAGGGCGCUGGGGGUGAAGGUGGAUUUCCCGCCGUCCAAGCUCAAGUCAGGUUCCGGCGAGCACGUGUGCUUCGUCUUGAAUACGUUGGCAGAGCACGCGCUCAAGAGGCGAGGAUUCUCCUUUAAAAGGCCAAAUUACCCAAGUGAAAGUGCAGAAGAAGAAUCCAUGAUGGACGAGCACGCAGAACUGGCGCUGGACAAUCAGGACGAGGCGCAUCUUCAGGAAGACGACGACGAAGAUGAAGAGAACCUGGUGGACCUGGAGGCCCUCACUCUGCAGAGCCACCUGAAAGAAGCGGCGAUGACGUCCAAACCUGAGGAGAUCCUACGCUCCACGGUGGACGCUGCCCAGUGGAACUUGGAGGUGGAAAGAGUCCUGCCUCUCCUCAAAGUCACUGUUAGAACGGACAACAAGGACUGGAGGGUCCACGUGGACCAGAUGCACCAGCACCAGGACGGCAUCAAGUCCUCUCUUCAUGAAGCUAAGGGCUACCUGGACAAGCUGGAGGAGGACAUCAGCAGGACAUUGGAGAAGGUGUCCAGUCGAGAGAAGUAUAUGAACAAGCAGCUGGAAGCCGUCACGGCUGAACACCGCGUCGCCCGGGCCAAACUCGCCGAGGUCAGGGAGCGCUACCAGGAGGCCAGCGGGGGCGUGGCCCAGAGGACGCAAAUCCUAGCGGAGCUAAGUGAGGAAUUUGCCAAGGUGAAACAAGAGAUGGAGGAUCGAGGCAGCAGCAUGUCCGACGGAGCGGCGGUGGUGAAGAUCAAGCAGAGUUUGUCCAAGCUGAAGCAAGAAAUAGUGAGGAUGGACGUGCGCGCCGGCGUGGUGGCGCACAUGUUGCUACAGGCCAAACUCAAGCGCAAGAGCAACAUGAGCGUCGAAGGGCAAACUUUCGUCUGGCCCGACAGUCAACCCUAA